This is a messenger RNA of Chara braunii, 985 nucleotides long. NCBI's taxonomy places the organism in Eukaryota, Viridiplantae, Streptophyta, Charophyceae, Charales, Characeae. The record is from the annotation of a GenBank genome assembly.
GUUUGUGUGGCAGUGGAGUGACCCAAAUCCUGCCGUGCAGUACUGGUGAUCCCAUGAUUAAGAACACUAAGCCAGAUGGUUACACACCAACAAUUGUGAAAACAACAGAUGAUUAUGUCUAUGUUGAGUAUGAGAGCCCAACCAUGGGGUUUGUCGACGACGUGGAGUUUUGGUUCCCUCCUGGCGAUCGAUCAUUGGUGGAGUACAGGUCCGCUUCCCGGCUGGGAGAAAGCGACCUGGAUAUCAACCGUAAGAGAAUCAAGGCCUUGCGAUUGGAGUUGCAGAAGAAAGGCUGGGCCUCUGUUGGCUUCUAGGCUGAGGAGCUCUAGGUGAUCUUUCCUAAUUUGGAAAAGGACUCUCCUCUUCGAGUUGGAGAAAAAGAGAGCGCGAGAUUCCAUCGACUUCCAGCCCGGGCUGCAGACGAUCUCUUGUACUAUGGAAAAGGAUCUGACGCGGACAGCUCUCCCUGCUCCCUCUCCUCCCUCUACUCUUCUUCUUCUUCUUCUUCUUCUUCUUCUUCUUCUUCUUCUUCUUCUUCUUCUUCUGCUACUCCCUUUGCUCCCUCUGCUCUUCUCCUUCUUGUAGGAGAGGACUUUCUCUUCUCAUUGUCUUUUCUUAUCGUCCCCUCCUCCUCCUCCUCCUCCUCCUCUUCUUCUUCUACUUUUCUUCUCCCUCUUAUUGGUUAACUUUUUCUUCCUUUUUUUUUUUUUUUGGUUUCCCCUCUCUCUGUCUCUUCCUGGGUUUGUCUUGGGUGUCAUAUUUUGUCUCUCUUCUGUUUCAGAUUGCUCUCUUUCGUUGAGGAGUUUGUAGACAGCCUGCCCUCUUUGAUCCCCUCUUACUUUCCUCCUCCUCUUUUUUUUUUUUUUUUUUUCACUGUGGUCACCAUUGACUUCAGACGAGCUAUUUUGCAAAGAAAUGCGGAACUUCAUAUCAAUAAUUUUAGAAGUAUUUGUGGUUAGUAGUAACUUAGUACUGUUUUGAAUUG